AUGCUAUUAUCAAUUGUUACAGUAUGUGGAAACCUACUCGUAGUGAUCUCAAUCAUUUACUUUAAACAGCUCCACACACCCACAAACACUCUCAUUCUGUCUCUGGCUGUAGCUGACCUCCUUGUUGGGAUUUUAGUAUUUCCUCUCAGCAUGGCCUUCUCUCUGAGUUCAUGUACCUAUAAUGAGAGUUUAUUUUUUGACAGGUAUUAUGCAGUGUGUCAGCCUCUAACAUAUAGAUCUAAAAUCAGCCAUCAGGUUGUUGUCAUCAUGAUCGUUGUGAGCUGGGGUGUUUCUGCUCUCAUUGGAAUUGGGGUGAUAAUUCCUAAAAUAAAAAAUGAACAGUGUUUGGAAACCUGUUUUAUUGAUGUUCUGAUGGCAAACACAAUAGGACCUUUGUUAUCAUUUUACCUGCCAGUGCUCAUAAUGCUUUGCAUCUACCUGAAGAUUUUUCUUGUUGCCCAGAGACAGGCACGAUGCAUCCAAACCAUAACAAAACCUGGAGUAACUGCUAGUAAGAUGGAGAGAAAAGCCACCAAAACUCUGGCUAUUGUUUUAGGAGUGUUUCUGUUUUGUUGGACUCCUUUUUUCCUUUGCAUCACUUUUCUACCUUUUACCAGUAAUUCCGUACCAGUUCCUGUGAUUGAAACACUUAACUGGCUAACUUUAUCAAAUUCAAUGCUUAAUCCAUUUAUCUAUGCUUUCUUUUACACAUGGUUCAGAUCAGCCUUUAAAAUGAUUGUUUCUGGGAAAAUAUUACAAGGUGAUUUUGCUAGCUUGAGACUGCAUUGAAUAGUAUCAAAAGAGAAGUUGGGACAUUUUAAAUGUAACACACAAUAACUGAACAUUGAAAUCUACAUUUUAAAACAGUGAUGGCAAGUCUGGUUACUAUAAGAGUCCAAAGCCCAAAGGCUUGUUUUUUUUCUAAAAUUGCUUGCAAACUUCAUGAGUUGUGGGUUGCUUAUUUUUGGGCUUGAUUUUGAAUAUAAAGUUGUUUAUGUGGGCUUUUUUACUGACAAUAUCUUUUCCAGGUCAUCAUACAGCAGAACAAGAGUUAGGCAACAAGGCUUGCGCUGCUGCUGCUUACCCGUUGAUAAUAAUUUUAUGAGCAGGAAAAGUUCCAGUGGGUAUAAAUACCAUACUAAAUGCAUACAUAUGUACAGAUUAGAGGCAGCAUCUGUAUUACCGUGUGGUGGGUUGCCUGCUUUGUGCUUGCUUUUAUAAUGCUGGUUGCUUGUUUCCGUCACAAGUCUGUGCAGUCCUAUUCAAUUUGAAAUUCUUAAAGAGGAGAUACUGUGCCUUCCUUUUAAGAUUUAAAUCGCUCAGAUGCUGUCUAUAUAAAGUGCUACUGCAAGUUCACAGUGAACAUGUAGCAUCGCUAGUUGUGUAUGUAUAGGGUAAGUGGGGGGUAUUGGGAGUCUAGCCUUAUGACCUGGGGAAUGAAGCUGUUGUGGAAUCUGGUUGUUCUGAACCUCUUGACAAAGAUGGUGGGAGGAGUUUUUUAUGGUUAUAAAAAAAUAGGACCCAAAUAGAAUAUAAAUACAUGUCCCUGGAGAGAUUAAAUUUAACUUGUCUGCACUUCUAGAGACUCCAAGUACAUAGCGAAAUGUAGCUACAGGCUAAAAGGUGGAGUUUGCAUAACAUAUCUCCUAGAUAACUAAACCAGAACACCAGUUGGUUGUGUACUUUGACAUAUUCUUCAAAGAAUGAACAUAAGUGUAAAAAAACAAAAACAAAUACAGGUUCAAUUCGGUCUACCGUUAAAGUAUGGAAUAAAUAUUUAUAGCAUUUGCUUGGCAGGUGGCCAUGUUACACUAAAUGCUUAACUUUGCAAAAAAAAAAAUAUUUCAAACUAAAAAUGUCAUUGAUGUUUUUAUUGCAAUAUUGAAAGAGCAAUAUAAAAAAUAUGGUUUGCGAAUUAUACUGUAUUAUCCACAAAACAUAAUAAAAUUGCAUGGUUUUUCUACGGCCUGUGCUUUGAAUCCUUUUAGAUAUAGUAAAUAAUAUUGACCCAAUAUUAAGAUGUUUCUAUAAUGUGGCUCAUUAAACAUUUACUUUACAGGAUGAGAUACCCACUAUUUAUUGUCUUUCCAUAGACUAGACCAAAUUAAUUCAUUUUAGUUUAAUUGAAUUCAGGAUAAGGAUGUCAUGAUUUGGGUGUUGUUUAUUUUGCUUUUGGACUUUUAUAGACUUUUCCUGCUAGCCUGUUCACCACCACCCUUCUCUACAUCAGCUCCACCUGUUGCCACUAAUUAGUUUAAACUUUGGUCACCUGUUCACCUGCUUACUUAUUCCCAUUUCAGCCUACUGAUCCUUGCCAGGUUAUUACGAGCCACCAGUGAGUCUUAUCCAGCGUUCUGAAGCCUUCCUGCCUGUUUCUGUCUCCUAAUUCUCCGAGCCUGACUAACCCAAGUCAGACCUGAUUGUUGUGCUUCCUGGAUUUCUGACCUGCUUCUGUGCCCUGACUCUGUUCUCGGAUUCUGUUUUGGAUUUUCCCUGGAUCUCUGAUCACCUGGCUCUGACCCUGAACCUGCUCUUUGACUUCGGACUCUGAUUAUUCCCCCUGAUCAUCCUGCCUGACUUAGCUUUUACGGUUCUGGCCCUGUGCCUGUUUGUCGGCCACUGAGCACCUGCCGAUCCCACAAGUAAGAUCAAUCAAGCUGCCCUGAACGGACUUUGAUUCAGUUUUCUACCUGCAACAGUUCCAUCUUAAUAAACUGCCUUCUUAACCUUAUCUGAUAUUGUCUGGUUUGAAUUCUGGGUCCUCUGGUUCUGGUCUUUACAAAGGAUAGAUUUUCAAAUGUGCAAAGGGGGAAAAAAUUAGAAAAAUGUAGAAUUGCACUUAUUAAUUUUUUUUCUUUGCUGUAACAUUGCUUCAUCCUAAAGUCUGCGUAUUCGCCUUGAAAUGUACCUUAUUUGUAGAG
Messenger RNA from Fundulus heteroclitus (mummichog), 2921 nucleotides. RefSeq names its product trace amine-associated receptor 1-like. Gene Ontology annotation, cellular component: membrane. NCBI's taxonomy places the organism in Eukaryota, Metazoa, Chordata, Actinopteri, Cyprinodontiformes, Fundulidae. Gene Ontology annotation, molecular function: trace-amine receptor activity. Gene Ontology annotation, biological process: G protein-coupled receptor signaling pathway. The coding region runs from base 1 to 789 and encodes 262 amino acids. The record is from RefSeq and is a predicted model, not a curated record. The transcript has 2 exons.